CAUAUUUUAGCUAUGACAGCUGAUCUGUUAAAAUUAUGUGACCCAGCAGCUUAUUAUAAUCAAUUCUUAUCGGAAUCAAUUUAUCCAGAUGGUCGGUCAAUUAGUCGCUUUCGGCCAAUAAUGCUACGGAUGGGUGUUAACGGACGAUCAGCGGGUUCCAGUUUUGCUCGACAAGGCGGGGCAACUGUUACAUGUAAUAUUGAAGCAUUGUUGGCACCCGUUUCGGAUGCUCCCAUUAUUAUGCCCAUUAUACAGGCUGCUCCAAAUAUACCAAAAAAUUUGGUCGAAGAUGCAAUGGUUAUGGUCAAUCAACUUGUGGCACAAAAUGCCUUCUGCACGAAAGAUGCAUUGAAAACGGCGGGUGGACGGCUAACAUGGCUUCUUAAUUUACAUAUCAUGAUUUUAAACGUUGACGGGGCUAUAUGUGAUGCCUUAUGUACAUGUAUAGCUGGAGCAUUGGUUGACUUGCGGCUUCCCGAUGUUUGUACUGAUUGUGAAGAAGAUAUCCCUAUUGAUAUCAACAAAGUUAAACUCAGCGAGACAUUUCAUCACAUCGAAAUUGUGGAUAUUCCGGUUUCAUCGACAUUUAUCGUUUAUGAACCACCAAAUGAAGAGGUGAAAAUUCUUUGUGACCCAGUGUCCGAAUUAUUUCGGGUAGCUCCUAACACAGUAAUGAUAGUAGUUGGAAAUAAUGCUCGAAUCCAUCGUAUAAGUCAAUCAGGCAUAUGCGGUGAUGAAAAUACGAUGCGACAUAUGGUUGAGAUGGCCGUUGGACGGCAGAAAGUAGUAGCUGAAUCGAUGCUUAAAGCUAAAGAGGCCCACUUAAUGAGAGAAAAGGAAUAA
Loa loa (African eye worm) is the source of this 843-nucleotide messenger RNA. RefSeq lists its product as hypothetical. Bases 13 to 843 code for a protein of 276 amino acids. The transcript has 5 exons. NCBI's taxonomy places the organism in Eukaryota, Metazoa, Nematoda, Chromadorea, Rhabditida, Onchocercidae. Gene Ontology annotation, biological process: nuclear polyadenylation-dependent rRNA catabolic process; U4 snRNA 3'-end processing; U5 snRNA 3'-end processing. Gene Ontology annotation, cellular component: nuclear exosome (RNase complex); cytoplasmic exosome (RNase complex). The record is from RefSeq and is a predicted model, not a curated record.